GUACUGCAGUCCUGAGUACACCUUCCCGCCGCAGCAGGAGGCGGUGCAGUUUGCUGUAAAUACGGCUUUUGAGAUGAUGACGCUCUAUCCACGCACGCUGGUGGUUUGUGGGACCUAUUCUGUCGGGAAGGAGAAAGUCUUCCUCGCUAUCGCCGAUGUUCUAGGCUGUAAGGUGUGCAUGUCCCCGGACAAAUACAAGACCAUGCAAUGUCUGGAGUCUGAUGAGAUCCGCGCCCUCGUCACCGCAGACUGGCAAAGCUCCGGACUGCAUGUGCUUCCCAUGAUGCAGGUGAACUUUAAGGGUCUUGGUGCCCACCUCAGUAAAUUUGCAGGAAAGUACGACCGCGUCCUGGCCUUCAAACCUACAGGGUGGACGUAUUCUGACGGCUGCAGCUCGGUGGGUGAUAUCAGGCCUCAAAUCCGGGGCAAAAUCACAAUUUAUGGUAUCCCAUACAGCGAGCACAGCAGUUAUCUGGAGAUGAAGAGAUUUGUACAGUUCACCAAACCGCAGAAAAUUAUCCCAACCGUGAACGUCGGCAUCUGGCAAGCUCGCGCCGCCAUGGAAAAAUACUUUGCCGAAUGGCUUUCGGAAGCCAGGUUCAAAUGAGCGACUCGGUUGACCUUGAGGCCGUGCA
Molecule: messenger RNA, 635 nt
Organism: Nanorana parkeri
Lineage: Eukaryota; Metazoa; Chordata; Amphibia; Anura; Dicroglossidae
Product: DNA cross-link repair 1A protein-like
Exons: 4
Biological process (GO): interstrand cross-link repair; protection from non-homologous end joining at telomere; double-strand break repair via nonhomologous end joining
Molecular function (GO): 5'-3' DNA exonuclease activity; damaged DNA binding
Source: RefSeq, a predicted model, not a curated record